Bombus huntii is the source of this 5836-nucleotide messenger RNA. RefSeq lists its product as uncharacterized. The record is from RefSeq and is a predicted model, not a curated record. The coding region runs from base 894 to 4133 and encodes 1079 amino acids. NCBI's taxonomy places the organism in Eukaryota, Metazoa, Arthropoda, Insecta, Hymenoptera, Apidae. The transcript is spliced from 8 exons.
GUUCAUCGACGACUUCUUCGCCGUUUGAAUCGUUGGAAAGGUGAAACCGGUGCUGUAUCGUUGUUGGUCCGAUGAUACGUGCAUAAUACCGACUUGUGGUUUAGAAGUUGAAGUGUUGUACGCGCACGAGCUACGAGAAAACGUCGGGAGAGAUUUUCGAAGCAGAAGAGCACGAAAGAGAAGGAAAAGGAAAGGACAGGAUAAAGGAAAAGGGGGAAGGAAGAAAGAAAGAGUGAAGGCGCGCGCGCGCGCGCAUACACACGUACACGCACACGUUUGAGGGAGAGAGAAAAAGAAGGAAAGAGCGAGCUACUAGCGAGCGAGAGCGAACGAGCGAGCAAUACGUUGGUGACAGAAAGACGGUCGGACGGACAGACGGACCGACAGACGGACGCCGCUUCCCCUCCGCUUCUCGGCAGUCGGUCGCGCGUUACCGAGCCAAGUGGAUGAGUUCGCGAACGCGCUCCUGCUAAAAGCUUCUGCUUGCUGUUUGUGCCUGACCGUAGGCGACUUCGGUGUUCCGUUUCCCUUUGCUUCUACCGAGCAAGCAUUUCCUCGUGUGUCUCUGCCAUCGUGCUCGGCUACUUCUCUUCACCUCUCGUACUCUCGUGUCUGUCUAGACGCCACGCAUCGUGCUACACGCCCGCCACCGUCACCGUCGCCGCCACCUCGCCUCUACCUCUCGGAAUAAUAUAUCCAGUGUGUUUCUUGUGCAGAGUACUGGCGAGGGACGCUCCUUCACGAGAAAAGUUUCGCCUCGUCGCGCCACUUACGUCGCCCUCGACUACCGGAGGUUAGUUUUAUUCGACGCACGACACCUGAUCACAGCAUCCGGAAAGCGCGAACGAGAGACAGGUGAGCCAGAAGGGGAUAGAGAGGCAAAAAGAGGAAAGAUGGGUGCGAGACAGAGCAGAAGGUCCGUGGACAUAACGACGACUCCGAAGAAGGAGGGUUUGCCCGCCGAAGGAGGUGUCGGUGAUGCCGCUGCACCUGGCGAUGGCAAGCUGGAAAGGAUCGAAGAGACCGACACGAAGCCUACCACCAAUGGAAUAGCGCCGCACACGGACGUGGCCGAGGAUAAAGACAAGGAUAAGGACGAUGCAACGGAAAAGGAUAAGGAUAAAGAGAAGCAGGAAGAAGUAAAGGCCGAGGAAACGAAGCAAGAGCCGGCUGGAGAAUCUCCCGCGGAAACGGCGGAGGUCACAACACCAACAGAAGGCACUCCAGCUAGUCCCAACACUGUCACCUCUCCAGACAACAAGGAAACCAAAAAGAAGGAAAAGAUGAAGAAAAAGUGGUCCUUCAGGUCGAUCAGCUUCAGCAAGAAGGACAAGAACAAGCCUGCCCGUGAAGAAGCGCCCAAGAAUGGAGACAUCACCAAGGAGGAGCCUCUUGCAGAGGGCGGUGAAGAAGCGGAAAGUGGAUCAGCCACGGCAGGUAGUCCGGUUGAAGAAAAAUCAGCAGUAAGUAGUCCAACAGCGGAGAACGAAGCCGCCCCUGUAGCAGCGGCACCAGCACCGUCGACCGAGGCGAAGGAAGAAAGCCCAGCAUCGGCCGCUAGUAGCCCUACCGAGGAAAAGACAGAGGAACCCACUCCCUCUGCCCCAACUCUUGUCCCUGUCGAGGAAAAGAAAGAGGAGGUCGAAAAAGUGGAGGCCGAGAAAAAAGUAGUCGAGGUCAGUCCAGCCGGUGGUCAGUUCAUAGCGGACCCGGUAGAAGUCUCCGUAUUCCGAGUCCAGACAGUCGCUACGCCGUCUAUCAUUGAGAGGAAAACCAGUGAGGAUAUUCCUUCCUUGCCUCCGUCCAGUCCACCACCAACCCCCAUAGAUACGUCGCCUUUGCAGCAGGCUCAGCAGGCCGCGGCGACCGCGACCGCGCUAGCGGAGGCCCUUAAGCUGCCUGCCGAGGCUGCUGACAAGGAUAUAAUUACACCACCAGCCUUAUCUUCCCUCUGCCCAGAACGUAACGACCCGUCAACACCAGCCGCGGAAUCUCUCGAUGCGACUCCCCAGAUACGACCGCCCAUUUCUUCUGUCGACGAACCCCCAACAAAAUCGACUCUUAUCCCUGAGAGCGUAGAAGCUCUGCCGCUGAUAGAUACAGACGCGCCUAAUCCUCCGGACGAUGUUACCAAGAAUUUAGAGUCGCUUAGCGCCGGUGACGCCAAUAAGACUACCGAGGUCGACGCUCUCCCGUCUCUCGAGAAUGAUGCAAAAAGUCUUCAUAGCGUUCCAGUUAACGAACUGAAACAACCAUCAUCUGAGAGCGAUGUCAACCAAAAAUGUGUAAGGGAGACAACUCCCCUUACCGAGGGGAGCGACGUUGAAAAGUCUUGCGAGCUCAAAGUCGAUGAAAAUGUCGCGAAUCCUUCGCAAAAGAUACAGGUCGAACAACCUUCGCAGUUAUCGGAUAGAGUUAGCAAUCUCGACGGCGGCGAGUUGAUCGAAAACGAAACGUCGCAAGUAGUUCUAGAGAACGUAGUGAAGGAGGAGUUCGUUGCACGCGAGAAAGAAAAGGUACCGGAAUCGGUUAAUAUAAAGGAACGUGUCGAAGAACCAGUCGAAGAGAUUAUCGAGCCGAACGAAGUUGUUCAAGAAGAUAUCGAGCGAGUGGAAGAAGCCGCCGUUAUCGAUCCACCAGUUUUGACCGUUGAUGCGAUCGUGGAAUCCGAAGAAGGUCCCGUUCCGAUUUCCGAAGAAAUCUUAGUAGAGGCAAAGCCAGCGGUUGUCAUUCCGGAGGACGAGGAUGUGACGGAAACGCCCGUCGAAGAAGUAGCGAAUAAUUCGAAGGUAGAUAUCGAGUCGGUCCAAGUCAUUCCGGAAGCGGACGACAAAUUGGAAACGGAAACGGAACCCGACGUUGCCGUACCUACGGAAGAAAUUCUCAUUUCCGAAGUACCGGAAGAAUCGAAAGAUCCAUUUGUUUCUAACGAAGCGGUGAUCGAUCCUGUUACGCCUAUUACCGAUUCCACGAUCGAGAACGUUAUCGACAAAGUGAUAGACACACCCGAGAUGAUUAGGAACGAGGAGGAAUCGAUGCCUAUGCCGCCUCCACCUUUGUCAGAAUCACCCGUGCCUAGUCCUCAGGAAAAAUUUGAUUUAGAAACCGUAAACGUGGCGGACAAUUCGAACACAGUGCCUUCCCCCGUUGUUCACACAGAGUCUCAGAUUUUAGACGUAGAACACGCACAAGAAGUGGACGGAUCUCCUCUUUCACUGCCGGAACAGGCGAACGAAUGUUCUAGCGCGGAUAUUCCCGUUCCCCAGGCAGAUGACGCGUCGUUGAAAACGUCAGACAGUCUGCCGCCCUGUCCUGUUAGCGAGAAAACCACGUAUCUCGCGAACGAAACUCAAGCGAAUCUCUCUUCGUCCAGGCUGGAAGACGUUCCUGGUCUCACGGACAAUUUUCCCACAGCCCUUGAGGAUACGACCCAACAGUUAGAUUCCUUCAAAUAUCCCUUACCGCCGGAAGAGCUCUCUUGUCCGCUCAAUGUGCCCGAAACGAAUAGCGAGCUUCCAAUUCCCGACGAGAACGCGUCCAGUUUAAGAAACCCGACAGAGACACUACCGAUACCGCCUAGAAGCCCCAGUCCUUUGUCCAAUGUCAGUAUCACGUCUGGCCUAACAACAUCCACAAAAGACUCCUCACAAACACUGUUGUACGACGACCAGAGCAAUCGAGAGUUCAAGAUGGAAUCGGUGUCGAUAAGCCUCAAUUCGUACAAUGAGUCCGACAUUGAAUUAAAGGAGAGGUUAGCAGAGUCUCUGGCGGAGACUGAGAAGCAGGAAGAGAGCUCGGUUUCGUGUCAGUUGUCAAACAACGCCACGUCGUCGACUACUAUCCAGGAGAUCCAUCAGAGCACUCCCGAACCCGAGGCCCCAGUAGAAAAUAACGUGGCUCAUGACAGUACGACAGAAAGUUCAGCCGACGCUAUCAAGGUUACACCAGCCGUCCCAAGCGAGGUACCCGCUUCUCCACCAUCUGCCCCAGCCAUUACCGAGGAUGUCGCAUCGGUAGCUAAGGCUAUCGAAGAGAUGGACAUAAGCGAUAAGGCUGUUGCGGCAGCAACCAUCGAGUGUAAUACGAACGAAAUUAUCGCGGAAGCACAUUACCAAAACAACAUAAACGAAUAAACACCACUAACCGAAUUGUAUUUUGGGAAGAAGAAAGUUCUUUUCUCUCGUUAAAACCAAAAAAGUAUAUUAUAUAGAUAUGUAUAUUUGGACCAUUCCUGCAACUAAACAGAAAAUAACGUUCUUUCGUUACGAGCAACAAAAAAAUGGAUGUGACCGCGACAUCGCGAGAACAUAUAGACUUUAUAGUAGGCCUAUUAAUAAUUAUUAGAUGGCAUUUGACGGCAGGGCGAAAGAGAAAGUUCACGAAACGUGAACGGUUGUAUCAUCCAAGAGAACGGGGUUACGAGGAUGAGCCAGAUAAAAAAAAAAAAAAAAGAAAAAGAAAAAAAAAUGAUUCCGAAAAUGUGUAGUGCCGUUCGCGGAUGGUAUAUCGAAGCAGAUAAUUCUUACUGUUCUUUUUCGACACGAAUGAAAUAUUUUCAACCGUGGGCCGUGCUUAUUUGUAACAUCGUAACAAGUGGCCCUGCUGUGUAAAAAAUUUAGAACCUGUCAUUGUUGCUAUACAUAAAUCGUAUUAUGUGACCAUCGCGCGGCGGACAAGCGAUAAAAACGAACAUUCGAAUUAAAACAAAAUAAAUAAUGGUAACAAAAACUUCGUUUGUCGCGAAUUCCAAAAAAAUACUCAUCGAGGCGCGACCCCUCGUAACUACAUAUGUAUUGCUAUAUCGAGAGAGUAUAAAGAACAAGAAAGCUGUAAUAAAAAAAAAAAGAAAAAAAGAAAGAAAAAACAAGGGAAGAUCAGAGACUGACAGAACAAGGUGUGCGUGUGUGUUCGAAUGUGUGAGAGAGCGUGAGAGCUAGAAAGAAGAAAAUGAGAGAGUGAAUAUCGAGUGUCGAGGAAAGAAAUAAGGAAAAUAGGAAAGAAUAAUUUGGGAUAUGUCUCUUCGCCAGAGUGUGAACAGAAAAGGAAGAGAGAUAGGAUGGACGAAAGCAGAGCGAGAAGAAAAAAGUUAUUAAAAGAUAUGUCAAAGCGCACGAGUAAUGAAACACUCGCAUCGCGAUUUUUUUAAGGACAGUCGAUUAUUUUGCUCGUAUUUCUUUCGCGGUCCUUGUUUUUCUUUAUAAUUGUACAAUCGAGAAGUUUUAUGUUGUAACGAGGAACUGCACACUUCUACGUAUGACUUUGGUACGCGCGAGCACUCGAUACAAUUACACACAUGUAAGGACAUUACACGCCAAUGCGUACAUACGUAUAAUUCAACACACGAGAUAAGGAAAACAUACAGUACGUCGAGACAGUGUAAGUGAUAUAUAAUCUAGACAUAGAGAAAGCGUUUGUGUAAAUUCGGCGUUUGUCCUUCGGAAUGCUACUUCUCCAUACGAGAAUACUUACGAGGAAGCCUAUUCGUAAUUUUAUAAUAAUCACUAAAAUAUCGCCUAAUUACAAUUACGAAACAUGCACAAUUACCAUUCAAAACGGAUUCGUUUCUACGGAUCUUCAGGAGUAAAUAAUUACCUAUGACAGCUUUUUUUAUUAAGACCGUAGCGUAGAUCGUAAAGUUAAACGAAAAGCGCAUAUAUGUAAAUGCUCCAAAAUCUCAGAAUACAUGUAAGUGUUAAUGGAGCGAGCGUUCAUUGUGCCCGCGACCGGCAUUGAUUUUUAAACGAUAUAUAAUGAGUAAGGAGAAAGAGGUAAAAUUAAAAGUUGUAUAGUAAACCUUUCAUUAAAUAUAUUGUCCGUAAUGAUCUUUACAACGAAA